AUGGAAGGAGAGCAGCUCUUUGAAUCUGAAAACUUGAGCGCCAUCAGUAGGGAGGCCGUGCGAGAAGCCUACCUAACAAAGUUCGAGCCCCGGAGUUACGCCGAGAUCACCAAAGAAUACCGCUUGUACCCUUUCCAUCAGGAGGAGCUGCAUCGCAUAUUUUUCUCAGAUCUCGUGGAAGGACGUACAACUCUGCUCGAAGUUGGAUGUGGGCCCACAGCGGCGUUUGUGCUGACUGCCGCCGCCCGCUUCCAGGGGAUUGUGCUCAGUGAUCUGGUCGAUAGCAACAGACUAGAAGUUGACAAGUGGCUCCGCAACAGCGCUGACGCCAUCGACUUGUCUUUCUGGGCCAAAUCGAUUGCGGCCCUGGAGGGUCAUGUCGAUACCAGAAAGGGCGCUCUGGAGAUCAUGGAACGCGCCCGUCGAGCAGUCAGAAAGGUGGUUCCCUGCGACGUCCUGGACCCCGCCGUGCUCCCAGAGGACCAUCGGGACACCUUCGACGUCGUCCUCUCUUGCAACUGCUUGGAGUCUGCAACGGCCGACCUGCAGUCCUACCGGCGAGCGUUGUCCAACGUGGGCCGUUUGGUGACCAGAGGCGGUCUGCUCGUCCAAGCCGGGGUGGGAGGCAUCACUUCGCACAGGGUUGGCCAAGAGACCGUCCCGAUGACGUGUCUUGACGAGAGCAGCAUCAUGGAGGCUCUCGCUGACGCUGGAUUCAGGGUGGAGACGUUUCGGAAGAAAAUGUACGACGGGCCAGACUGUAAAGCGCGUGGCAAACGAUUUGGAUUCGUUUUGGCGGCGACUAGACUUUGA
Ixodes scapularis (black-legged tick) is the source of this 813-nucleotide messenger RNA. RefSeq names its product nicotinamide N-methyltransferase. Gene Ontology annotation, cellular component: cytosol. Gene Ontology annotation, molecular function: N-methyltransferase activity. The record is from RefSeq and is a predicted model, not a curated record. Lineage: Eukaryota; Metazoa; Arthropoda; Arachnida; Ixodida; Ixodidae. The transcript is spliced from 3 exons. The coding region runs from base 1 to 813 and encodes 270 amino acids.